UUACACUUAGGUCAUUUUGUACCAAACAAAAAGACUGGUUUUGCUUAUUCACAAAAUAAUUCAAACGCACCGUUUAUUCAGCGUUUGUGACAAGCGUUUUUCUGAUAAGAGACUGGAGCUUCUAGUUUUUUGAGCAGACCUUAAAGGCAUAUUUAACUUCCAUUGUGGAAAACUCGUUUUACCUGCUCUUGACUAUUGAAUGUUUGCUUUCUGAGUUCCAACUUCAGCUCAUUUGCCAGCCCUUUCUUAUUGCCAAGCUCUCAUAGUACACCUGAAAUCAUGCAGUCAGUGUAUUUAUGAGUGGUAGCCAUAUUGUGAGAUAAACAGUUUAAAAGUUAAUUGUGGUUUUUUUGCGAGGUGUGACUCCAGUGGGCUUGGCUUAGAUGUGUCCAGGGAGAAAAAAAGGAGCAACGGCACAAAGACAAGCGACAACAAGGAAAAUAUGAGUGGCGACAUCUGCACACUUCACAGCGACGGCAUCCCUCCUGACACGCUCGACAAGGUGAAAACCUACCUGAACCAGUUCACUUUGUCUCUGGAGGUCCUGCAGCAGGUUUCUGCUCGACUGGAGCGAGCUCUGAAGCAAGGCUUGGGCAAACACUCCCAUCACAAGGCGUGCGUCCAGAUGUUGCCCACUUUCGUCACGGCAACGCCAGACGGGACGGAGAAAGGUGACUUCCUGGCUUUGGAUCUCGGUGGGACAAACUUCCGGGUGCUCCAUGUGCGAGUGGUGGAGGAGGAGCAGAGGGUCGUAAAGAUGGAUAGUCAGAUCUGCGCCAUCCCGAAGGAGAUGAUGCAGGGAAGCGGUAAACAGUUGUUCGAUCACAUUGCCGCCUGUCUGGGUGAAUUUCUCGCCACUCAGGACCUGAAGGGGAAAACUCUCCCUCUCGGCUUCACCUUCUCCUUCCCCUGCCAUCAGAAGGAAAUCGACAAGAGCAUCUUGAUUCGCUGGACCAAAGGCUUCCAGUGCUCUGGAGUGGUUGGUGAAGAUGUGGUGAAGCUACUGAGGGAAGCCAUUCACAGAAGGGGGGAUUACGACAUCGGCUCCAUAGCCAUGGUGAACGACACCGUGGGCACCAUGAUGAGCUGCGGCUACAAGGAUCAGAGCUGCGAGAUCGGCAUGAUCAUCGGCACGGGUACCAACGCCUGCUACAUGGAGGAGAUGAAGAACGUGAAGCGCAUCGAGAGCUCGGACGGACGCAUGUGCAUCAACACCGAGUGGGGGGGCUUUGGAGACGACGGCUCACUGAGAGACAUCCAGACGGAGUUUGACGUCGAGGUCGACAAGACGUCCAUCAACCCCGGCAUUCACACGUUUGAGAAGAUGAUCAGCGGCAUGUAUUUGGGGGAGAUUGUGCGCCUGCUGCUGGUGAAGAUGACAAAGGACAAGUUGCUGUUCGAGGGACAGACGUCGGAAUCGCUGCUGACGCCGGGCGGCUUCGAGACCAAAUAUAUCUCGGACAUUGAAGAGGAGGACGUCGGCCUGGACAACGGAAGUAGAAUCCUGACCAAGUUGGGUCUGACCUGGGACCCCGUCGAUGUCCGCGUGGUGCGCCUGGUCUGCGACACCAUUUCCUCCCGCUCAGCCCGCCUCUGCGCCGCCGCCCUGGCGACCCUCGUCAACCGUAUCCGGCUCAACCGCGGCCUGAACCAUCUCAAAACGACUGUGGGGGUUGACGGGACGGUGUACAGGAAGCACCCCAAUUUCAGUGCGGAGCUCCAGGCCAUGGUGAGCCUCCUGGCCCCCAAGUGUGACAUCACCUACCUUCUCUCGGAGGACGGCAGCGGGAAAGGCGCUGCCAUGGUAACAGCCGUGGCGCAGAGGCUGGCUCGCCAGUCCCGGCUGUUAGAGGACAGUGAGGGCGAGGGGAGCACCGAGGAGGACGAAGACGAAUGAGGGCAGACACGAACACCUUUUUCUUCUUUUUUUUGUUUGUUUUUGCAUUACAUACGUCCAUUAAUUUAAUAAUAGCAUUGAAUCUGUUUCAAAUUGGCCUGGUUUAAGUUAAGGGAGCUUGCUUGGAACUUGGAACUGAACUCGGUAAUUUUUUUUGUCCAUUUGUAGUCGAUUCAUUUUAAGGAAAAUUUUGAAUUUAGUCAGAAAAAAGACUAUAUUAAUAAUAUAAAUGCUUUUUGGGGGGGAUUUGCUAUUUUCUUUAUUUAUUCUAACCUUCAUAUUUGGCACAGAAAAUCCGUCAAAGUUGGGAGAAAAAAAAUCCUCACGUUCGCGCUCUUAAAAGCCUCUUUAGUGGAAAGUUUGGCUUUGUGACGGAUGCCGUCUCCCCCUGCUGGCCUCAAACGGUAACAGCAUCUUAACGUGUGCACUCGUCUAUAUGCUGGGGCUGCACAACCCUUGACACCAGGGUAGUUAUUAGGCAGAUGUGAGGAUGAGCUCCAUUUACCCUGCGUGUGCGUGUGCGUGUGUGUGUGAGAGAGAGUAAACCACAUUUCGAGGUUUUGUGUCAUAAAGGUCAUCGAUGUCAGCUUUUGUUCCCUCAUUCCUUCCGUCAGGGAUUGCGGAAUAUUUGAGUACAAUUCAAAGGAAGCGAUGAAGAAAUCCAGCAGUUGUUGUGAUGGUGAUAAAUGAGCUGAAGCCCCAUGCUGAUAGGACCCUCGAAGGUGCAACUUAUUUGUUUGUAUUUCGGAACAAUUCUUCCCAUAGGAAGUAACGGAAACAAAUUAUUCGUUCCAGUAUCAAACUAUUGCCUUCUUUUAACUGUGUGGGAAAUGUUUUAAGUAACUUUUUUAUAUCAUGUAAGUGUAAAAAUAAAAAUAAUAGUAAGUUAACCGCCAUUGAUGUUAGGAUUUAGCAAUAAAAUUGUUUUGGCGUUGAGCCUUGAGCAUUCCAACUUGUCAUACAAGCAUAAAAAGAAGUUAAGCACGUGUAAUGUAAAACAGAAACAACAAAGCGUGACACAACGGCAUGGUGCAAUCGAUUUUUUUAGGUUCUUAACGGCAAUGCAAAACAUAAACGCACACAUGGCAGUAUGAUAAAUGCCAGUUAUACUUCCUGUACUGUAACUUCCUGUGUAUAUUCCUCUCGUCUGACGUUCUUUCAACAACUCGUGUCGAAAAAAAAGCCCGUGAUGCUCGCUGAGCUGAGGUCUCGCGCAGUUUCCUGAGCAUCCGCCUUAUUCUCGUCAUGUGGCAUUUGCAAGAUUUUAGCCCCGCUAACUGGAGAAGGUAACCGCUUCGGUAUCGAAACAUGUGAACAAUGAAACACUGCGUGACCAAGGCGUAAUGCAAGUCCUAUAUUUUUUUUUUCCGCAUUCUUAAAUAUGAUGCAAGUGUAAAAAGAAGUUAAGCACUGUAAAAGAUAAAAUAAUAAAAACUUGAUGUUUACUUUCCAUACGGUUACUUCCUGUUAAUACUCUUCACAUUCUUCUUAACAACCCUUGUAACCAUGUGUCACAAAAAAGCAAACACUCGCUGAGCUGAAGUCUUCUUUUGUGCAACUAGCAGUCAUUUUUCAGGAAAUUCUGUUCUAAAAGUGUUCUUACUUUACAGGUUCCGCUGUAUUUAAAACUGACCGUGUGCCUUCACUCAUAAAGUUGCAGGACUGAACUCUCGCGGGUAUGAAUUCAUCCAUAAACAGCGGACUUUUACUUCUCCGUGGCGCAUUUCAGGGAGGGCUGUUAAACCUUUUACAUCACCACAUGAAUGUGACGUGGGUUUGUAAUCAUGUCUUUGAAAAGCAAAGUUGAAUAAACAUGAAACUACGGAGUUCCUCAAUGUCGUGCAUGCCCUCAACGGCUCAAGCUAGACUGGCUGUCACCAUGGUUUUAAUGCAGCACAUUUUAUUGAUUGUAUCAUUUCCUAAACACACAACAAACACUGGCUUAUUUUUCAAAAACGCACUACAUGCCUUGUUUUCCCCUCGUCGACAUCAUUCAAACUCACACGGUCAUCUGUGACGGCUGAUUGGCAGAUUGUAUCAUCUUGUUCUUUCACACACAGCUUGUCACGUCGGCUGAAGGAUACAAAAUGGUACAUUUGGACUUUUUUCCCACCUACUUUUUAAUUACCGUAAGCAUUUUUUUAGCUAGGCAACAGAAAUACGCUCUAAAUUUAAAACUACUUGUCAGCAGUGCUUCUUUUAACCCUCUUUUUUCUUUUUUUUUUUACAAUUUUAAGGUGGACUUUAUAUGUUGAGAUUUUUUAAUAAUGUUUAUACACAAAAAAAAAAUCCAAAAAAAAUUCCACUUCCUGUAUCCUGUGGAUUCCCUGCCAAUUUGCUGCCUCCUAGUGGUCUGUUUACAUAUUUUAGAAACUAGAUUCAUUCCAAGCUAGUGAUGGAAAUGUCGGCUCUUUUUAGAGAGUCGGUUCUUCUGCCUCGGCUCACUAAAAAGAUCCGGCUCUUUUGGCUCCCAAGUGGCUCCUCUGAUUUUUUUUUUGUUGUCUUAAAUUAAUUUAGCAGCAAAUUAUGUUUAUUGUGUAAAAUGAAUGACUAAUAUCAAAAAUAGAUUAUAUCAAAUGUGUGUUUUUUAAAUGGAUUUAUUUAAACCUCAAUGAACAGCUACAAAAAAAGAAUGUAAACAAAGUAUCAAAGUAUCAUCUCAAUAGACAAAUUAGGUCAAAAUAGGUCAAACCUCUUCAUGCACAUUUCUCCCCAACGAAUCGGCUUUAAGAGCACCGUAGCCUGUUUAACCCCGCCCCUCCCCAUGCUCAGUGUGGACACAGAGACGCCGCCACACAUCGUGACCAAUGACAUUCGCCUUUAACAAUCCCAAUUGGCUCCCAAAGACUCGAACCGGCGAGAAAUUCCACUAAGCAACCCUGACAAGGCAGACCUGUGAAGCGAAAACCGUUUCGGUUGACUUACUGCACGAAGCUCAUCGAGAGAACGCCAAGGGUUUGCAGCGCUAUCAUGUGUUCAUUCGGAGUUUUGAGACUCUCCGAUGCAAAUAGUCAUGAAAAUAAAGAAAACGCUUUGAAUGAGAAGGUGUGUCCGAACGUUUGGCCUGAACUGUUGGUAUUGUUGUACUUUGGAUGCUUGCUUUAUUGUGAUUGUUAAGCUGUCCCCUUCAAUUUGCCAAUGGUUGAAUUUAUUUGAACAUGCACGCAAGUUACAAUGAAAUGCAUCACAUAGUACAGUUCGCAUUUUCACGUGUCCAAAAAGGAGUAGCAAGAAGCAAAGCUUAUUUCAUCCUACCCCGCAUCCGUUCUACAUCAAUUGCGAUACAUUUGUUCACUUCCUGUAUUCCAAAUGCACUCUCCUCUAGUUGAAUACAUCCACAGUUGACGAGAUAAUGUCAUAAUCUGAUAAAUAGUAGAAACAAACAGUAGUCCGGUUUCAAAAGUAGUCAAAUUUCUGGUCA
Dunckerocampus dactyliophorus (ringed pipefish) is the source of this 5318-nucleotide messenger RNA. Its product is annotated as hexokinase-2-like. Gene Ontology annotation, cellular component: mitochondrion; cytosol. Gene Ontology annotation, molecular function: ATP binding; fructokinase activity; mannokinase activity. The transcript is spliced from 11 exons. The coding region runs from base 443 to 1897 and encodes 484 amino acids. The record is from RefSeq and is a predicted model, not a curated record. Gene Ontology annotation, biological process: intracellular glucose homeostasis; glycolytic process; glucose 6-phosphate metabolic process. NCBI's taxonomy places the organism in Eukaryota, Metazoa, Chordata, Actinopteri, Syngnathiformes, Syngnathidae.